Molecule: messenger RNA, 3152 nt
Organism: Beta vulgaris subsp. vulgaris (sugar beet)
Lineage: Eukaryota; Viridiplantae; Streptophyta; Magnoliopsida; Caryophyllales; Amaranthaceae
Exons: 24
Coding region: 352-2952 (866 amino acids)
Biological process (GO): lipid biosynthetic process
Molecular function (GO): methyltransferase activity; oxidoreductase activity
Source: RefSeq, a predicted model, not a curated record
UAGUAUUAGUAUCCUUGAUUCCCUUCACAUCUCAACAUGGUAAUGUAGACCCAUCCCACUGCACUGAACAACAUUGUCCCUUUUAGCUUAUCCUUUUCCUCCAUGUCUUCUCUUUUCUAAUAACUCUGAAUAUAGUUCUUAAGAUUUUUGCACACCACAAAGAUUAAGAUUCCAAUUCUUAUCCUCUCAAAAUUAAUUAAGGCUUCAUUAUUUUCUUUGAAAUUACUGGUAAUACUGGAGCUUGCUACACCAUUGCUACUUCCAAGCUAUUACAAACUAUUAAGACAGGUCAUUGGUGUAAAUUAGAGUGAAGAAAGAGUAAUUGAUUAAAAAAAGGAGAUAGAAGAAGAGAUGAGAAUUGGUGUUGUAGGUGGAGGAAUAAGUGGACUAGGUGCAGCAUAUGAGCUUGCAAAAGCUGGAGUUAAUGUGGUGUUGCACGAGAAAGAAGAUUAUUUAGGUGGCCAUGCCAAAACCGUUCAUUUUGAUGGCAUUGACUUGGAUCUUGGUUUCAUGGUUUUUAAUCGGGUCACAUAUCCAAACAUGAUGGAGCUGUUUGAAAGCCUCGGCAUUGAAAUGGAGCUCUCUGAUAUGUCAUUUUCUGUAAGCUUAGAUAAAGGCCGAGGAUGCGAAUGGGGAAGCAGAAAUGGCUUAAGAGGUUUGUUUGCACAGAAAGCUAAUGCAGUCAAUCCAUAUUUCUGGAAGAUGAUCCAGGAAAUAAUCAAGUUCAAAAAUGAAGUUAUAAUGUACCUUGAAGAGCUUGAGAAUAACGCAGAUAUAGACCGUACUGAAACUCUUGGCCAUUUUAUCAAGUCAAGAGGUUACUCUGAGCUGUUUCAGAAGGCUUAUCUUGUUCCAAUGUGUGCUUCAAUCUGGUCUUGUCCUUCAGACACAGUCAUGAACUUUUCUGCUUUCUCCAUUCUUUCCUUCUGUCGCAACCAUCACUUGCUGCAGUUGUUUGGCCGUCCACAAUGGCUUACUGUGAAAGGGAGAUCGCACUGUUAUGUAAGUAAGGUUAGGGAGGAGCUGGAAGUUAGAGGAGUACAAGUUAAAACCAGUUGUGAGGUGCAGUCUGUUUCAACUAGUGAUGAAGGUUGUACCUUGUCAUGUAGUGAUGGCUCAAACGAGGUAUACGAUAAAUGCAUUAUAGCCGUUCAUGCUCCAGAUGCCAUAAGAAUACUCGGAAAAGAAGCAACCUAUGAUGAAACUACUAUACUGGGUGCUUUCCAAUAUGUCUACAGUGAUAUAUUCCUCCAUCGUGAUAAAACUUUCAUGCCUCAAAAUCCAGCAGCAUGGAGUGCGUGGAAUUUUCUGGGAACUAUGGACAGUAAACUAUGUUUAACAUACUGGCUAAAUGUACUACAGAAUAUUGAGGAGACCAAUCUGCCUUAUCUUGUGACUCUAAAUCCACCUCAUCAACCAGAAAAUGUGCUGCUCAAAUGGAGAACUGGUCAUCCUGUACCCUCUGUUGCAGCAACAAAGGCUUCCGUUGACCUUGAUAAUGUUCAAGGAACAAGAGGAAUAUGGUUUUGUGGAGCAUAUCAAGGUUAUGGUUUCCAUGAAGAUGGGUUAAAGGCAGGAAUGAUUGCUGCUCAAGGACUUCUUGGAAAAAGCUUCAACAACAUCCUAACAAACCCGAAACAGAUGGUAGCUUCUCUGACAGAAGCAGCAGCUUGCAUCUUCGUAACGAGAUUUCUCAGCAACUUUAUUUCUGCUGGAUGUUUGACUUUAUUGGAGGAGGGUGGCACCAUUUUGACAUUUGAAGGGUCAAGCAAAAGUUGUCCUUUGAAAGUUGCAUUAAGAAUUCACAGCCCCCAGUUUUACUGGAAGGUUGCCAAAGAAGCAGACUUAGGCCUAGCAGAUGCAUAUAUUAAUGGAGAUUUCUCAUUUGUUGACAAAAAUGAAGGUCUUCUGAACCUUUUUAUGAUCUUUAUUGCUAGCAGAGAUUUAAAUUCCUCUGCUACACUGGUUAACAAAAAGAGGGGUUGGUGGACACCAAUGCUUUUUACUGCUGGUAUUGCCUCUGCAAAAUAUUUUUACUAUCAUGUUUCUAGGCAAAAUACACUAACACAAGCUCGCCGGAAUAUUUCUCGCCAUUAUGACUUGAGUAAUGAUAUGUUUUCCCUGUUUUUGGAUGAGACAAUGACAUACUCUUGUGCUGUCUUUGAGUCUGAAAAUGAAGACUUGAAAGUUGCUCAAAUGAGAAAAAUCUCUCUUCUACUGGAAAAGGCCAGGGUAGAGAAACAUCAUGAGGUGCUUGAGAUUGGUUGUGGUUGGGGUAGCCUAGCUAUUGAAGUUGUGAAGAGAACAGGAUGCAGAUAUACAGGCAUUACUCUUUCAGAAGAGCAACUGAGAUAUGCAGAGGAAAGGGUAAAAGAGGCUGGCUUGCAGGAUCGCAUAAGGUUUCUUCUCUGUGAUUAUCGUCAAUUGCCAGAUGUCCACAAGUAUAAUAGAAUUAUCUCCUGCGAGAUGUUAGAAGCUGUAGGACACGAAUACAUGGAGGAGUUUUUCCAAUGCUGCGAGUCCCUACUGGCAGCUAAUGGCCUACUCAUUCUUCAGUUCAUUUCUAUACCAGAUGAACGAUAUGACGAAUACAGGAGAAGCUCAGAUUUUAUUAAGGAAUACAUUUUCCCAGGUGGGUGUCUACCGUGCUUGAGCCGAGUAACAUCAGCCAUGGCUGCUGCAUCUAGACUUUGUGUGGAGCACAUAGAAAAUAUUGGAAUACACUACUAUAAAACACUCAGAUGCUGGCGUAAAAAUUUUCUGGAACACCAGAGCAAAAUUCAUUAUUUGGGAUUUGAUGAGAAGUUCAUUAGAACAUGGGAAUACUAUUUUGACUACUGUGCAGCAGGAUUCAAGACACGGACACUAGGAAACUACCAGAUUGUUUUUUCACGACCUGGAAAUCUCGCUUCAUUUGGUGGUGCAUAUGCAGGCACACCCACACUCCUUUGAUCAUCGUAUAAGCGUUCCCCAGACCUCGCGGUCGUGGGUACAUCAGCUGGUUGUUUACGGCAAAUUUUGGUUUGACAUCUCGAAAAGCAUUACCAUUGCUAUGAUUCAGGGGAGUGGAAAUUCUUUGUGUUGCAUUCAUUGAUUGAUCGAACAAACGAAUUAACAGUUAUAGCAUAUGAAGUCCUUGAUUUUUUUCUGUA